Messenger RNA from Nelumbo nucifera (sacred lotus), 2532 nucleotides. RefSeq names its product P-loop containing nucleoside triphosphate hydrolases superfamily protein (gene ERH3). Gene Ontology annotation, cellular component: microtubule cytoskeleton. Gene Ontology annotation, molecular function: microtubule binding; ATP hydrolysis activity; ATP binding. Lineage: Eukaryota; Viridiplantae; Streptophyta; Magnoliopsida; Proteales; Nelumbonaceae. The record is from RefSeq and is a predicted model, not a curated record. Gene Ontology annotation, biological process: microtubule severing.
AUCUUAUUUGGCGGGAAGUAGCGAAAACCAGGAGCGGACGGCGCAACGGGUGGUAUCCGGCGGGCAGAGCAAAAGCCAGGAUGUUGGAGGCUGGCUUUGUCAAAAUGUUGUUGGGAACAAGGAAUAUUCCGGCGAAGUAUGGUAGAGCGACGGCGUUCUGUCUAGACUAGAGUCUAGACUAGAAUGGGUACGUGCCCGUUCUCUAGGCUGAUAAUCUCUAGGUGGGACCCGUAAUACGAUAUUCUACGCGGAGAUUGUACCAUUAACUAAAAACUCAAUUGAUCUAAUGGAGUAAAGGGUGUCGAAGCCACUACUGCGAUUCAAUCUAGAUCGUCGUAUUCGAAUCUUCACCUGCCUAGAUCAAAUCAAAACGGGUAGAAACAAGAAACUGAAAGAUUAUAUGCAUUAUACCAUACUAAAUCAAGAUUCCCGAGUAAUUUACAUAAAAUGCAAGGGCAAUUUGGUAAGAGCAGACUCGUCACUCCUCAACGUUUAAACGUUGCCGUCAUCUCUCCACUGUUCCAGGCGGCAGCAGCAGCAGCAGCAGGAGAUAGCUAGCGGCUAGCGGGAGCAGAGAGAGGAUUUCUUUCACACAGUCAGAAGCCAGUUUUCUCUGCCAUUGGGAAGAAUUUUGGAUUUCUCUAACCCUAAUUAUUCCGAAAAGAAAAAAGAGUUAUAGGUUUUGAAAUCAAAUAGCUGAACCCUAGAUUUGGAUGAUGGUGGGAACGCUUGCGGGCUUGCAAGAUCAUCUCAAAUUGGCCAAGGAAUAUGCCCUUGAAGGCCUCUAUGAUACGUCCAUUAUCUUCUUCGACGGUGCCAUUGCUCAGAUCAACAAGCACCUGAGCACACUUGAUGAUCCUUUGCUAAGAGCAAAAUGGAUGAACGUAAAGAAGAAUCUUUCCGAAGAAAUAGAUAUUGUAAAACAGUUGGAUGCAGAGAGAAGGGCCUUCAAGGAGGUUCCUGGGACCGCACGCUCUUCAUCGCCUCCUAUACAGGCUAAAUCAUCGUUUGUCUUCCAACCACUAGAUGAGUACCCUACUUCUUCAGGUGCUCCAAUGGAUGAUCCAGAUGUUUGGAGGCCGCCAAGCCGAGACCCAGGAAGCAGAAGGCCUACGAGGUCUGGUCAAGUGGGCACAAGGAAGUCAUCACAAGAUGCAACUUGGGCUCGUGGUUCAACAAGGGCAGGAACUACUGGUCGUGGAGCAAAGACUAAUGCUUCAAGUAAAUCUGGAGUCCGUUCAUCCACUGCUUCUGGACUUCCUGGGAAGAAGGGGAACUCUUCAGGCAAAUCUAACUCUGGCAAGGCAGAUUCGGUGAAUGGUGAUGCUGAAGAAGGAAAGCCAAAAAGGGGGCAGUAUGAGGGGCCUGAUCCUGACUUAGCUGCAAUGCUUGAAAGAGAUGUUUUAGAUAGCACCCCUGGAGUGAGAUGGGAUGAUGUUGCGGGAUUGAGUGAAGCCAAAAGACUUUUGGAGGAAGCUGUUGUCCUUCCCCUGUGGAUGCCCGAAUACUUCCAGGGUAUUAGGAGACCUUGGAAGGGCAUUCUUAUGUUUGGCCCACCUGGUACUGGAAAGACACUUUUGGCAAAGGCAGUUGCUACUGAGUGUGGAACAACAUUUUUCAAUGUCUCUUCUGCUACUUUAGCUUCUAAAUGGCGUGGUGAGAGUGAACGCAUGGUACGAUGUUUGUUUGAUCUUGCAAGGGCUUAUGCACCAAGUACAAUUUUCAUUGACGAGAUUGAUUCUCUUUGUAAUGCCAGAGGGGCCUCAGGAGAGCAUGAAUCAUCUAGAAGAGUCAAGUCUGAACUUCUAGUACAGGUGGAUGGUGUUAAUAACAGCUCCACUUCUGAAGAUGGUAGUCGCAAAAUAGUUAUGGUCUUGGCCGCUACCAACUUUCCUUGGGACAUAGAUGAGGCACUUAGGAGAAGGCUGGAAAAGCGAAUAUAUAUUCCUCUUCCAAAUUUUGAGAGCCGUAAGGAACUUAUACGGAUUAACCUAAGAGGUGUUGAGGUGGCUCCGGAUGUAAAUAUUGAUGAAGUGGCCCGUCGAACAGAGGGGUACAGUGGAGAUGAUCUCACCAAUGUUUGCCGGGAUGCUUCCUUAAAUGGCAUGAGGCGCAAGAUUGCAGGUAAGACACGAGAUGAGAUCAAGAACAUGUCCAAGGAAGAAAUCUCAAAGGACCCAGUUGCUAUGUGUGACUUUGAAGAAGCUAUAACCAAAGUCCAACCCAGUGUAUCUGCAGCUGACAUUGAAAAACAUGAGAAGUGGUUUUCUGAAUUUGGAUCAGCAUAAAACCAGUAAAUGUCGAUCUUGGUUGAUUGCUCCUUCCUCUUGAUUCUUCCAGUAUCUUUGGUGUUGGUACUCUGAUUUUUUCAUUGAAAAGAUAUAAAUGUGUUGUUCUAUUGUAUCUCUAAACUACUCAUGUAUUGGUCUCCCGGAAAGAGAAAGAGGGGAAAUGGAGAAAAUUUUGAUGUAAUUAAUCGUGUUCUAAACUUUAUUAAUUGAUAUUGAUUUACUGGUAAUGGGAUUCAUUUCA